GCUAGUGUUCGUUAGUCGUGAAUGCGAGAGUCGUACGCACGUUCUGAAAGAUGGCAGAUAAUGUGCACGGCGAAAAAAACAUGUCCAACAACGUUCAGCCAAAAUCCAUGGGACAUAAGAAGAAAAAGAGGGAAAAUAAGAAGAAGAAGGUAUCUAACAAUGCCAAGAUGGAACAUAGCAGCAAAGGUGGUACUUUUGAUACAAGAAGCAAGGAUGGACCAUCUAAAUCUUCUCCUCUGACUGAGCAAAAGACUCUUUUGCAAAGGGCACAGAAAUAUAAAUACAUAGGAAAUGUACAUUUCAAAAUGAGACAAUAUGAUGAAGCUAUUGCUGAAUAUAAUAAAGCAAUCGACAUAUGUCCAAAGGAAAAAGUGGAUGACCUUGCGAUUUUUUAUCAAAAUAGAGCGGCUGCAAAUGAACAAUUGAAAAAAUACAGUUCUGUUGAGGCAGAUUGUACAAAAGCGUUGGAACUAAAUUCAAAAUAUACUAAAGCUUUGCUACGUCGGGCACGUGCUUUGGAGCAAACAGGGGACUUGGAAGCCGCUUUGAAAGAUUCGUUUAUCGUGUGUAUCCACGAAGAUGUUUCGAAUAAAACUUCCUUUUUAAAACUACAUGAGAUCUAUGUAAAGCUUGGUAAAUUAUAUGUUCAAGAAAAUUUGGCAAACAGAAAGUUUCUAUUGCCAAGUAAGUAUACCAUCAAAAUAUUCAUUGAAUAUUUCCCUAAAGAUCCAGUAUUUUCUAGACUUCAACAUCCAACAAAUUUUCCCCAAUUUUUUAAGAAGCCGUUAGAAGCGUUAAAAAAUGCAGAAUACGAUGAUAUAAUACCACUGUGCACAGAAAUCAUUAAAAGUGACGAAUUUGAUAAAUUAUCUUCGUCUAAACUAGAGGUAUUAUUAUUACGGGCUACAUUUUAUAUACUUUUGGGCGAUUACGUUUCUGCAAUUCGAGAUUUUGAAAGUAUACUAAAUAGUGAAGAUGCAACCGAUGACGUAAAAAUAUGCGCUCUGAUAAAAAGGGCGCGUGUGUACGUGAAACUCGAGAUGUUAGAAAUCGCUUUCGAGGACUUCGAAUUAGCCAUUAGUAUAAAUGCACGUUAUGGUGAUAUCUAUUAUCAAAGAGGACAGACAUAUUUGUUAAUGGAAAAACUAGACGAUGCUAAGCGAGAUUUUGAAAGAGCCGUUGAAUGCAAUUCAAACUUCGGAAUGGCAUAUUUGCUUACAUGUUACGUAGAUUUUAAAUUAGCGGAAGAGAAUUUGGAUUUAAGAUUAACCAGAGUGGUAGUGAAAAAGUUCGAAAGAGCUUUUAAAAGGUUCCUAAAUCCUCCUGAAAGUAUUUAUUGUUAUACGUUGUAUGCUGACAUAAUGUCUGAAACAGAACUAUGCCUAAACUUUAAAAAAGCUGAUGCUUGUCUUGCUAAAGCAAUAGUGAAAUAUCCGGAGUAUGCGGUUAUUCUUGAAACAAGAGGCUUACUGCAAUUACAAUGGCAUGAUAAUAUUGAUAAAGCAAUGGAAUAUUUUAACAAAGCGAUAGAAUUGGAUUACAAAUGCGAGACUGCAUAUAAAGAAUUAGGAAAACUUGAAAUUCGAAGAGAAAAUUUUGAAAAAGCAAUAAAAUUACUUGAUAAGGCUUUAAUAUUCUGUUGUACAUACAAGGAAUUGUUACAAAUAUACAUCUUGAGAAACUCUGCAAAAGUACAACUUGAUGUAAAGAAUGAAUUAGGAAGCAUUCCUCCAAUUCUUCGGUCGAUUUCUGAUUUUAUCAAAAUUCAAAAUGUGGAAAAACCCGAUUGGCUUAAAAGGACUUCUUCCGCUGUCCAACUGGAGACUUUUUUACAAAAAGCGCAGAAGUAUAACAACGUAGGAAAUGUAUAUUUCAAAAUGGGAAAGCAGAAUGAAGCUAUAGUUCAGUAUAAUAAAGCUGUCGACAUCUGUCCAAAGGAAAAUGUCGCGAAUCUUGCAAUUUUUUAUCAAAACAGAGCUGCUGCGUAUGAGCAGUUGAAAAAAUAUAGUUCUGUAAAAGCAGAUUGCACAAAAGCGUUGGAACUAAAUCCAGAAUAUACGAAAGCUUUCCGACGUCGGGCACAUGUUUUGGAGCAAAUUGGAGAUUUGGAAGCCGCCAUAAAAGAUUGGAUUGCAGUGUGUGUUGACGAAGGAUUUUCUGAUCAUGUUUCUCUUUCAAAGGCAGAUAAGGUCUUGGACAAGUUUCAAAUACAAUGCGCUGAAGAAAGUUGGAUGCAAAAAAAGUUACUUAUGCCAAUUAAAUAUUCGAUUGAAUUAUAUUUUAUGACUUUCUCUAAGGAUCCAGUGUUUUGUAGACUUCAAUGUCCAGAAAAUAUUCCAGAAUUUUUCAAGAAACCGUUUAAAGCAUUCAAGGAUCAGAAAUAUGAUGAUAUAAUACCGUUAUGUACGGAAAUUAUUAAAAGUCCGGAAUUUGAGACAUUAUCUUCAACUAAAUUAGAGAUACUAUUAUUACGAGCUACAUUUUACUUACUUAUGGGAGAUUAUAGUGCUGCAAUUCAAGAUUUUGAAAACGUUCUGAGCAACGAAGAUUUGUCCGAUGACUUAAGGAUAAACGUCCUGAUAAAGAGAGCGGACUUACAUAUGCAAUUAAAGUAUUUCGAAAAGUCUUUCGAGGAUUUUGAAUUGGCCAUUAGUAUAAAUUCAACAUGUAGCGACAUCUAUUAUCAUAGAGGAUGGGCACAUGUAUUUAUGCACAGAGAAAACGAAGCUAAACUUGAUUUUGAAAAGGCUCUUGAAUACAAUCCAAACUUCAUCACAGCACACAUACAAAAAUGUUGCCUGGAUUAUUGUAUCGCAAAAUCAAAUGGUGAUAUAAUAUUAAUUAAAGCAGCUAUCGAAGCUGUUGAGAGAACCUUUGUAAAGUAUCAAAAUUUUCCUGAAUGUAAGUUAUGGUAUUUAUUGUAUACUGAGAUAAUGUUAUCAUUUCAACAAUAUCAAAAGGUUGAUACUUAUCUUGCGAAGGUAAUCGAGAAAGAUCCAAAGUGUGCACUUGCCUAUAUAAACAGAGGUCUUAUACAACUUUGUAACGGUAAUAUUGGUAAAAGUAUGGAAUAUAUACACAAAGCGAUAAAGAUUGAUGAAAAGUUCGGACUGCCUUAUGAAAUAUUAGGAAUCAUCGAAACAAAAAAAGGAAAUCUAGAGGAUGCGAUAAGGUUAUUUGACAAAGCUAUAAUAUACUCUACUACAUUCAAGGAAGUGCUAACCAUUUGCAAAGAGAAAAUUGCAACAAAAAUUGAACUUUAUAUAAGGAAUCAAUUAGACAUAGAACAUACUCCCCGCUUAUUUCAGUCGUUCUCUCGAUUCAGUGAUAUACAUAUUGAAGCAGAACUCUUGGAUUGUUUAAUCAGUUAA
Messenger RNA from Cyphomyrmex costatus, 3371 nucleotides. RefSeq lists its product as uncharacterized. Lineage: Eukaryota; Metazoa; Arthropoda; Insecta; Hymenoptera; Formicidae. The coding region runs from base 51 to 3371 and encodes 1106 amino acids. Gene Ontology annotation, cellular component: mitochondrial outer membrane. Gene Ontology annotation, molecular function: protein binding; transmembrane protein transporter activity. Gene Ontology annotation, biological process: protein insertion into mitochondrial inner membrane; protein import into mitochondrial matrix. The transcript is spliced from 16 exons. The record is from RefSeq and is a predicted model, not a curated record.